This is a messenger RNA of Colossoma macropomum (tambaqui), 2104 nucleotides long. RefSeq names its product glycosyltransferase-like domain containing 1 (gene qtman). The coding region runs from base 136 to 1434 and encodes 432 amino acids. The transcript has 11 exons. The record is from RefSeq and is a predicted model, not a curated record. NCBI's taxonomy places the organism in Eukaryota, Metazoa, Chordata, Actinopteri, Characiformes, Serrasalmidae. Gene Ontology annotation, molecular function: glycosyltransferase activity.
CCUCGGACGCCAACAUGUAACUGCUGCACCAUUUAAGGUGGAACGGGAAAAUUCGAGCAAGAAGCCGGCGAAUAGGAAGCCAGCUUCCGCCUCGUGUAUGAACGUGCCCAAUGUUGAUUUAAUUAUCCUUCAUCCAUGAGCGUCUUGCUGGUGGAGGCUUUCUACGGUGGCUCUCACAAGCAGCUGAUUGACCUGCUUCAGGAGAGCAUAGGUGACUGCGUGACCUAUACUCUGCCUGCUAAGAAAUGGCACUGGAGGGCCAGAACUGCUGCCCUGUAUUUCAUGCAGGCUAUUCCUACCAGCCCCUCAUACAGGGUUUUGUUUACCAGUUCGGUGCUUAAUCUUGCUGAAUUGGUGGCCCUGAGACCAGACCUCGCUUCUCUGAAGAAGAUACUCUACUUCCAUGAAAACCAGCUGAUCUACCCCGUUCGUAAAAGCCAAGAGAGGGACUUCCAGUAUGGUUACAACCAGAUCCUGUCAUGCUUGGUCGCGGACGUGGUGGUGUUCAACUCGGCCUUCAACAUGGACUUCUUCCUGUCCUCUAUCUCCACCUUCAUGAAGACCAUGCCUGACCACCGGCCCAAAGGCUUGGACCAGCUCAUCCGGCCCAAGUGCAGAGUGCUGUAUUUCCCCAUCCGAUUCGCCGAUGUCACAAGAUUCCUGCCCGAACACAAGCUCCAGCUACAGCAAACCCAGGCGCUGCAUACCAGCAGCUCUCAGGAUUCCCCAGACCUCUCUGAGAUAACAAAAGCAAGCUCCACUGCUUCCAUACAAGAGUCUCAAAAUGAGCCCCCUGUGAAGAAACCAAGUAAGGCAGGACCACUGCAAGGAAAUGACAUGGAAGAGAUGGAGCAUCAGCCAGCAUUCAGCCAUUGUGUUGACCAAGAGCCGGGGACACCACGACCUCUCCACAUAGUCUGGCCCCAUCGCUGGGAACAUGACAAAGACCCUCAGCUGUUCUUCCAGACCUUGCUGAAGCUGAGAGAGCGGGAACUGAACUUUGAAGUGUCUGUCCUCGGGGAAACGUUUACCGACGUGCCAGACAUCUUCGCCGAAGCCAAAGAACAGUUGGUCAGCCACAUCCGGCACUGGGGUUUCAUGCCCAGUAAGGAGGACUACCUCAGAGCGCUGUGCCAAGCAGAUGUCGUCGUUUCUACGGCCAAGCACGAGUUCUUCGGCGUGGCCAUGUUAGAAGCGGUCCACUGUGGUUGCUACCCUCUGUGCCCGAAAGCUCUCGUCUACCCAGAAAUAUUCCCUGGUUUGUAUCUGUACUCAACACCUGAACAGCUUUGCAAGAAGCUUCAGGGUUUCUGUAAGCAUCCACAUCUAGUUAGACAGCAUGUUGUUCAGGUGAAUACUAGCACAUUUUCCUGGGACUCUUUAGGAGAGGAAUACAGAUCGCUGCUAACAGCAGGUUCCUCCACCUCUUUAUGACUGACACAAACUCAAGAUGCCACAACAUCUGAAAGACCUUAGUCGUAACUAAGGCACACCCUUAAGAAAGCUUGGCAGGAUAUUUCUAAGUGCCACACUAUUUUAAACCUUUUUUUUAGGUGUAUUUUUAGAUUUUUACUACAGACACACCAAUGCCACUUUUUCUCCCCCAAUACCAAUUGCAGUACCUGUAGUCAGACUGAGCACUAGGGGUGGGAAAUAUGACAGUAUUUUAUCGUUAUAGUGAAUAUAAUUACUUGAACCCUCCUGCAUAACACUGACAAAAUCAUAAACAUGUCGUGGCAGAUGUCAUAUGCUGUCAUGCGUUGUCGUGACAGAUUUUGGUCAGUGAUAUAACGGUAUCAUGUUACUAUUCCUGGUAAUUUUCAUGACAGAUGUCGUAAUGUUUGAUGGUAAUAGUAAAUGAAAACUCACAACAGCAUAAGACAUCUGCCAUUAUAUGUUUAUGGCUAGGUUAUGUCAAUGUAAUGUAGGAGGGUUCAAGUGAAGUGUUUUAUUAUUUUUUCAGUAUGUCACAAUGUGCUUUUUUAUUGUGGGUAUCAUCAGUAUUUAAAGAAUAUUGACAUGAUUCAUUGCAAAAACAGUAAUUAGUCAUCUUUAAUUAGACAAAUGUUGAAUAGAAAUCAUUAAAAAGUGUGAAAAAAAUUGA